Messenger RNA from Botrytis porri, 258 nucleotides. RefSeq lists its product as uncharacterized. The transcript has a single exon. The record is from RefSeq and is a predicted model, not a curated record. Lineage: Eukaryota; Fungi; Ascomycota; Leotiomycetes; Helotiales; Sclerotiniaceae. Bases 1 to 258 code for a protein of 85 amino acids.
AUGCAGUUGCUCUCUGAAUUUACUUUGGCGCUGGCCAUGGCUGCUGGCGCGAUGGCCGGUGCUUUAGAUGCCAGUGCAAGUGGUACUGGGACUUUGGUUUCGACCUCGAGCGCAAUUUCUUCAAGUGCUACUUCAAGUGCUAGCACGGCGACUGCCACAACUACCACUACGGCCAAUCCAUACGGUGCGUACGGACAAUAUGGGAACUAUGGAGCAUAUGGAAGCUAUGAAAGCUAUAAGAAGAGAGCGACGAAGUAG